This is a messenger RNA of Peronospora matthiolae, 393 nucleotides long. The record is from the annotation of a GenBank genome assembly. Lineage: Eukaryota; Oomycota; Peronosporomycetes; Peronosporales; Peronosporaceae.
AUGCGGAUGACACUAGCCCGAAAGGGGCUACUAGCGCAUCUUGAGGUCGUGAAGCCCGAGCUCGAGAUCACCGGGGCGUGGCUUAUUAACUAUGCAAAGGCUCUUGGGAUCAUCGCUCAAGGUGUGGAACUGCAGCACCAGACCAAGAUAAGGUCUGCGACACGUGCUAUCCAUACGUGGCCUACACUACCAGACUUCCACAAUCGCUCUACGCUCCAGAACCGUGUGAACAUGACGCGCCGUCUGCACCAGUUCAAGAUGGAGAGCGUUUCGACUAUGACCAAGCAUCUGAAUGAUUUCGACGAGCUUAUCGUCGGAUUGCAGACACUGGGAGAGCCCGUCAAUGAAGCUCGACAGCUGGUAGUGCUAUUAAGCAGCCUUCCUUCUGAGUAA